ACAACCUGCUUUUACAGGAAAGUUAAAACUCAAAUCUGACCUCCAAGAGCUAAAGUUUUCUCCUCUAACUGGAGUUAGGAGUUAAAAUAAGAUUAAAUAUAAACUAAUUGCUAUUUUUUUACUCAAAUGGAUUCGGAUUAAUUGUGUUCAGGGAAGAUACGCCCCGGUUAAAAUGCUCUCGACGACCUGCAAAGGUGUUGCGGCGGUAGCUACGGGAGGAGCGGAGCCGCCGGGGGCAGGAAGUCACAGCGGCCGCCACGGUGCCCCCCGACUCGGGCAAGAGAGGCGACAGGGGCUCGGUGUUCAGGAGUGGCCCGACGGGUCCAGAUACGAGGGAGAGUUUGUGAACGGAUUUAAACACGGCAAAGGGAGGUACAGCUGGAGAAAUGGAGAGUACUAUGAGGGCUCUUUCUACAAAGACUACAGGCAUGGGGAUGGACAAUACUUCUGGCCCACAGGCCACAAGUUCAUUGGGAAGUUUUACCUCAACAGAAAGGAAGGAUAUGGACAACAGGUGUUCCCCGAUGGAUCCACCUUUCAUGGUUUGUACCACACCGACCAGAGGUUCGGUCCAGGCGUGCUCACUUAUCCAGAUGGGCGACAGGAUGUGGGCCUGUGGCUCGGGGAGCGCCUCUUCAGAGUCUGUACCUCUGUAGAGGAGGGCUUCAGCUUGAAGAGCUUUCCUGAAUACGCCGCCUAUGUGGGCCCAUCUGUCUUUGCUGAUUCUCAGACCGAGCCCCAGGUUCUCUCUAGCAGCGUGGAGACCAAAACCGAAGCAGGUUCUGAGGUGGAUACAGAUGGAUAUCUGCUGGCAGAUGAGGAUUUUAUCCUUCCCCCAGGCUUGGAAAGCUACUCAACAGAUGGUGACCACUUGCCGCUUCCCCCUGGCCGAAGAAGAGAGUUGGACCGGCACUUUUUUGGCGAGCUUUGGGAGCCAGACGCUGAGCCCCAUCGAGGCUACAAGAGGGACCCACUUUCCGCUCUCCCCUUACAGGCCCGCAUGCAGGCUCACAUACAGAAACACAGACUGCAGGCUGAAAAUGUGGGCUGGGAUGUGGCAGCCGUUCUCUCUCUGAACAGGGAGGGUUUUGGACCUAAAGGGCAUUUGGAAGUUAGUUCAGAAAUGUUGAUCCAGCACAGCUUAAGAGGGGAAUUGCCGUCUGUGUCACACAUCCUCCAGACUGGUCUGGUCCACCCUGACGUAGCAGAUCCACGAGGACACACUGCUUUAAUUGCCGCUACAGUAAACUGCCACAAUGAUGUGAUCCAGCUGUUACUGGAUAUGGGUGCUGAUAUUGAUAAGCUGAACUGUGAAGGAAUGUCUGCCCUGGCUGUGUGCCACGUCCUCUACUAUCCUUUUCAGUCUCUGCACACCACUUUGCCUGAACCGCCAGACAAAAAUCCGGGUUUGAGAUCUCCAUCUUCUGGUGAGAACAGUGCCCAGAUCAGCCAAGUCAACACACCUGUACUCAACGACAGACCACAGAGCACUGACACAUUCUUAAGGAGCCACACAAGCCAAAGCUACAUCUCUGACCAAACAUCUGAGGAAGUAGCAGAGUUCAUCUCCCAUCGUAGCAGUAAAGUGUCUAAUGACGGUGAGCUCAUCGCUGAGCGCUGGCUCGGCCCGACUGCGCCCGAGACCCCUGCACCCAACACGGAUCACCUGCAGGAGGAGGAGGAGGAAAAAGAGACAGAAGGAGGAGAUAGAGUCUCAGAAAUAGAGGCAGAAGAAAGAAGUAGGACGGAACAUGACAAAGGGGAGGAAAGAGAGACGGAGAGUAGAUGUGAUGUUGCAGAGGAAAGUGGAGAAAGUAAGGGUGUGGGCGCUGAGAGAGAAUUUAAAAAUGGGGAAAAGGAAGAGGACGAUGUGGAGCUUGCGGAGAACAGAGAACCAGGAAAAGACAUUGUGGAGGAGAGGGAGGAGGUUGAGGGAGAAGAGGAGGAUGAAGAGGAAGGAAAUGAGAGAGGAAGUGAGGUUGUGCCAAGUGUGGAGCGCUGCAUUCAGGUGUUGGAUGAUCACAUUGCCCUGGGCAGUGUGCAGUGGAAGAGCGGCCACGCCAAGCAGGACCAAGACAACGAACAGCAGACCUUUGACUCCACCUGUUCACUCAGCAGCUACCGCAUCCAAGUCACAGAGGAAGUGAUGCAGCACUCGGCUGAAGCCCUGAGUCACACGGGGAUUCCUCAGAGCUGCGACACACAGGAGACUGUCCGCAAAAUGGCUGCCAUGAAAAUUAAGCAUCGCGUUCGACUAAACACCCUGAAGCUGUUGCUGGAACGAGGAGCUGACCCCAACAUAUCCAGGGUCCCCAUGCCUGUCCUCUUUUUAGCCAUCAUGGCAGCCGACACCGAGGCUGUCAGGAGGCUGCUGCUGUGUGGAGCUCGCACUGACAUCCCCCUCCCAUCGGACAAGAAGGGCCUGUAUCCCCUGCAUGUCGCUGCAGCGGUGCCUGGUCCAGCAGGUCCCAGAAUCACAGAGCUGCUGCUGCACACUAUCAUCGAUACAGAUGCUCGGGCAUGUGACCAGGAUGAAAUAUAUGAACCAGAGAGGAUGAAGGUCAGUGAGGCACCGAGGACCAGCGAGGACCCACGUCUGAAAGAAGGAGGCCGAACUGCUCUACACGUGGCCUGCCAGAGAGAAAACGACUACCAGAAUGCCAGUAAAGUGGUGGCCCUUCUACUCUCCCACAGAGCCAAAACUGACCUCCUCUGGAGUGGACACUCACCUCUCUCUCUGGCUAUAACAAGCGGCAACGACCUGGCGGUGGAGGAGCUGUUGAAGGGUGGCGCAGAUCCGAGUCUACCGCUGGGCCCCAGGGUGGGCAGUGCCCUUUGUGCACUCGCCAACAUCGACAACCACUUAGUUGGCAACAGGAUUAAGCUGCUGGAUAUGUUGACUAAGGCGGGCGCUGACAUCUUGGUGCCUGUUAGAGUGGGCGAUGUUGUGGGAACCGCAGUCGACUUUGCCCACCACUCCUUCAACCAGGACUUGCGUAUUGCCAACACUCCUUUCCACGCUCUGAACAUGCGGGAGAGGGAAGUUUUCAAAGCGCGGCGCCAGCUGCUGAGCAUGAUGGGAGAUCUGCUGAGACAGACGGCCGGCCAGAGGGAGAGGGACAGCUUAGAGAGAGAACGACACCUUACACAGAAUAGUGCUGGUGGUGCAGAGAAAGCAAAAAAACAUAGGAAACCGGUGUUUAUGUUCUGCUAUCACUGCGGCCGCUCUGCGUCCGUCAAGUUGACUGCUUGCAGCCGCUGCCACAAAGUCUACUACUGCUCCAGGACCUGCAAACUCAAAGCGUGGGAUGAAAGGCACAAGGAUGAGUGCGUCCGGACGUCAGCAUCUGGUGAUGGCUGCCAGAAGAAGGUUGUGUUUAAAUCUCAAAGAGUCCCCAGGCCCCUGACGGUCAUGAUGAAAUCCAAAGCCCAACCUCCCAGGUCCUUGAGGGCGAAGUUGAAUCCCCACAGAGUGCCCAAGCCCAUGAGCAUGGCUGAGAAUGUGUUGGAGAGCCAAAUCAACCUGAAGGAAAACUACAGCUUCAACUGACGGAUGCUGAACAUUUUUUAAUUACAGCUGACAGAAUCUACCUAAUAUAACAAUGCACUUUUCUCACAUCAUUUCUUCCAAUGCGGUUGUGACAUAAUCAUUUGUGUUAUUAAUUAUGUAAUAAUGGAUUUAGCUAUUUGUGCUCUUAGCCAUAGAGUCCAUUCAAACACGGAACAGCUGAAUCCAGUGGGAAUUAAAAUUUAUUAUGACUAUAUGAUACAGUAUAUGAAUUUAUAUUUAGAGGUUGUGAAUAUUUAUUUUGGACAGUUUUAUUUGCCACAAUAUUCUCUGGUUAAUUAGCCUCAGUUAUUUAGGAAUACGUACUCUACUAUAUUUCAGUCUGGGUGUAUAUUUACCUCUGUGCAUCCUCUUAUGUGCCUGCAGAAUCUCAGAUAUCCAUUAAUAUCAACUCUAAGUGGCCUAGAAACAGCAUCUCAGUCCUCUGUCUGGAUUUUUCCAAUGUUAUAUGGCAAUAUAAAACAUUUUAGCCAGAGAAAACUGGUGGUUUGAAAGAGUAGUAAAGGAGGCCGUCUGUGUAAAAAUGUGUCUGAUCCUGGUAGAUUUGUAAUCACAAGGACAGAUUUCUAUCUAGUUUAUAAGUUGUUUCUUUAAGUAUGAAAUGUACAACUACUCCAACACAAGCAGCAGUCCUGCAUUACUUUAGUAAAAGUACAUAAAUUAAGUAAAUUGUACUUCAGUACAUAAGCUAAAGGAGUGAAGUAAAGAAUUGUUGCCCGUCACUGACAUAUCUUUGAUAUUUUAUGAGAUUAGUUGCACUCAUACAGUAAUGUAGUCGACGUUUUAACUACUUUAUAUGCAUUUUUAUGUAUUUUAGUUGCGUCAUGUUUUUGAUGAAACGCAGAUGAUUGAUGGGUCAAGGAAGGUUUUUAUUUAUUUUUUUUUUAAUUAUUUGAUAUUUGGGAUUACAUUCCUUACAUUGUUUAAAUCUGCAAACUUUAGAGGGGUGGGGAUCACAGUCGAACAGAGCUCCCUCUUUAAUAAUGUGCUGUAUGUUGGUAAGAUCAUCAUGUCUUUAUAAUGUAAGAUCUAAAAAUGUUGAUUGUGUAAAACUUUUUGUACUUCUCCAAUAAAUAAUUCAAAUAGCUGUCUUAA
Mugil cephalus (flathead mullet) is the source of this 4663-nucleotide messenger RNA. It is a transcript of the gene ankmy1, whose product is annotated as ankyrin repeat and MYND domain containing 1. Bases 173 to 3550 code for a protein of 1125 amino acids. The record is from RefSeq and is a predicted model, not a curated record. Gene Ontology annotation, molecular function: protein binding. NCBI's taxonomy places the organism in Eukaryota, Metazoa, Chordata, Actinopteri, Mugiliformes, Mugilidae. The transcript is spliced from 20 exons.